Molecule: messenger RNA, 1134 nt
Organism: Spodoptera littoralis (African cotton leafworm)
Lineage: Eukaryota; Metazoa; Arthropoda; Insecta; Lepidoptera; Noctuidae
Source: the annotation of a GenBank genome assembly
AUGAGUAAGGCACUGAUAUCAGCAACUUUCAGGCACCUGGAUCGAGCAGUUCCAUGUUAUUUUGCUCCUACAUUUAUUGCCGCUAAAACUAUAACUUCAAAAUCAACACAGAAAAAGAUCGCUGAAUGUUGCAAUAUUCUCAAUAUCCCAAUAGACUCCAAGCAGGAUGUAGUCCGUCAGGCCUUCUUGGACCUUGCUAAGAAAUACCAUCCAGAUUCUGGGUCGCCAGAAGCUGACAUGGACAAGUUUGUGGCUGUGGAGAAUGCAUUCAGAGUCCUUAGUAAACACAACACUGGUGCUAGUAAUAAAGAAGAGGUUGAGAAGAUUGUGUUUGAUAUAAGACACACAGCACCACAACACAGACAGUACCUAAGUUACGAGGGUUAUGGCCAUGGAACCAUAUUCCAAAGACAGAAGCAGUACACGCAGGCCAGAGCUAUGAAGGCAGCCAUCAACGUCAUGGAACACCGCCUUGAAAAAGCAGUAGCUUCUGAUAAAACCCUCAUGAAAAAAGGUCAAGGAUAUGGCAAGAAACAUGAUAUCAAAACUAAAUACGGUUUUGAUAGACUGGUUGAAGAUUUAAUACAAGAAUCAAUGUCUAAAGGAGAAUUUGAAAAUCUAAGUGGCAAAGGAAAGCCUUUGAAGAAUCAAAACAAUAAUCCUUAUGUUGAUUUUACUACACAUAAGUUAAAUGAGGUCCUCAUAAACAACGGCUUCACACCCGAAUGGAUAACAUUAGCUAAAGAAAUAGACAAAGAGAUAGACAGUUUAAAAGAAGAAAUCCGUUCAGACAGAAUGUACCUCGGUCCUUAUCCGUUCAACGAAGAGGAUGUAACGAAAUGGGAGAAAAUAUACGAAAGUAAUAAAGAACUAGCAUCAUCGAUUAAUAUGAAGAUAAAUAAGUAUAACUUAAUAGUUCCUUUGAUGAAUAAACAGAAGUUUCAUGUGGAGUUUGAUAAAAUAUGUGACGAAAUAUUGAAGAAUGGUCUUCAUUCUGUUGCCAGGGUCAAGAAAGAGAACAUUGAUGUUACGAAACCUAAUGAAUAUGCUAGUAAUGAUAGCGACGAUUUAUUUGGAAUAUUUUUCAAAGGUUUAGGUGAUUUGAUUAUGUUCAAAGAUAAGAAUAAAUCUUGA